GCUAUAUACUUUCUUUUGCAUUUGACGUAAAAAUGGCAAAUCGUGGUGGUAAUCGUGCUCGUCAAGAAGAAGUGGAUAAUACCAUUAAUUAUGUACAAUGUGACGGCUUGGCUGUGAUGAAAAUGGUCAAACAUUGCCAUGAAGAGUCAAGCAAUAUGGAUCUGGCGCAGGGCGCUUUGCUUGGUUUGAUCGUUGACAAGUGUUUGGAGAUCACCAAUUGCUUCCCCUUCCCAAAAAGCGGCGAUGAGACAAUGGACGAGGAAAUGUAUCAGUUAACCAUGAUGCGGCGUUUACGUCGUGUCAACGUUGAUCAUUUCCAUGUUGGCUGGUAUCAAAGCUCAGAUGUGGGCAAUUUCUUAUCAAUGGCCUUGCUCGAAUCACAGUACCACUACCAGACAAGCAUUGAAGAGUCGGUUGUCGUCAUCUACGACACGCAAAAGUCGGGACGUGGUUUUCUCUGUCUGAAAGCUUAUCGGUUAACCCCACAGGCCAUACAAAUGUAUAAAGAUGGUGAUUUUACACCUGAAGCGCUGCGCAAUUUGAAGGUAGGCUACGAAAGCCUUUUCGUUGAAAUACCAAUCGUUAUCAAGAAUUCUCCACUCACCAAUAUAAUGAUGAGUGAAUUGGGUGAAAUGUUGCCAGAAGAGCAAGGCCAAAACUUUUUGGAUUUGGGUACAGCUUCGGUGUUGGAAAAUCACAUGCGUUGUCUAAUCGAACGUGUUGAUGAGCUAUACCAAGAAUCGAUACGAUACAACAAAUAUCAACAAGUAGUGUUCAAACAAGAGACGGAGAAGCAUCGUGCUUUGGCUAAGCAAGCUGCGGAGAAUGUUUUGCGUAGUGCUAAGGGUGAGUCGCCCAUUCCAGAAGAGGAGGUACUGAAGCAGUUCCGCCCUUUGCCUGUGCCGCCUAGACUCAACGCAACCAUUACCUCGGGACAAAUAAAUACGUAUUCACAGCAUAUAUCACAAUUUUGUUCGCAAUCAUUGGCCAAACUUUUUAUCACACAAUCUUUACAAAACGCCAAGGAGGCAAAGGAUGCUAAAUAGAUGCAGAUACUUCUUGAACUAAAAUAACCAUUGGCUAUUGUAUAAGCGAAAACGCAUUUGGCAAAUAAGUAGUAAGCAGCAGAAAAUUAGUAAACUUGAUAAAAUUAAUAUAGAGUUUGCGAAAAUAUACUUUAAACAUAGAACAAAGGCCGA
Molecule: messenger RNA, 1199 nt
Organism: Anastrepha ludens (Mexican fruit fly)
Lineage: Eukaryota; Metazoa; Arthropoda; Insecta; Diptera; Tephritidae
Gene: eIF3h
Product: eukaryotic translation initiation factor 3 subunit H
Exons: 3
Coding region: 33-1046 (337 amino acids)
Cellular component (GO): cytoplasm; eukaryotic 43S preinitiation complex; eukaryotic translation initiation factor 3 complex
Molecular function (GO): protein binding; metallopeptidase activity; translation initiation factor activity
Source: RefSeq, a predicted model, not a curated record